CACAGAGCACCGAAGCGUACUGUGCCAAUGGUAGUGCUCAGCGUUUUAAAAUCGAAACGUGAUCUGAGCGCUUUUUGCACCGACCGUGGUCCCACAGCGAUUACCCAGCGCUACUUGUGUCUAAUGUGUAACAUGUAACCCUGGCAGGUUCAGGUCACAAGUCUUUGGGGCAUGGGCAGCCUUUUUGCGCCCUUGCGUGCCUUGGACAAGCCCACAUAAACGUGAAUCAAGUAUAAAAAAGUGGCGGCAUGCCACGCACUCGGAGUAUGUUUCCAUCGCUGAGCACUACGCCUCGUGUUUGUCUCCGUUGGACUAGACUCUAGUUGGACUAAGCUGGACCAGCGUUUAGUUGGACUUGGUCGUUGUAUUGCGUCAAAGUAAAAGAGAAAAUAGAAAAAAAAAACAUUCAAGGGUAUGGAGAGGCGCAUGGCUGUCGUACGUGAUCUAGCUCUUCAACAAAAGCAAAACUAGCGUAUCGCCCAUAUCAGCACGCCGCAACCACGGCGAUAGCAAAGACGACCUACGAUCUAUCUCGUCAGACUGGGAAUGCGUGUCGGCCAAAAAUGACUUCGUUGCUUAAGUUCCGCCAAGUCUUCAAAUCCACACAUUGCGCUGUUAUUGGCAUGAUACAUGUGCCAGCUUUACCAGGUACACCUUUCAACAAAAUGAAAUGCAGUCAAAUUGUGGAUACAGCUUGCGAAGAAGCAGAAGUGUACAAGAAAUGCGGUGUCGAUGGUGUCCUUGUAGAAAACAUGUUUGACAUUCCCUAUGUCAAACCUAAUCAGGCUGGACCAGAAUUGACUUCUUUCAUGACACGUGUCUGCACAGAAGUAAAAAGGAUACUUCCUUCUUUGCCCUGUGGUGUACAAAUACUUGCUGGAAAUAAUAAAAGUGCACUAGCAGUUGCAGCAGCCACAGGUUUUCAGUUUGUGCGUGCUGAAGGCUUCGUGUUUGGGCAUGUGGCAGAUGAAGGUAUUAUGGAAUCCUGUGCAGGCGAGCUGCUGCGCUACAGACGCACUAUUGAUGCCCAGGACAUUCUUGUGUUCGCCGAUAUAAAGAAAAAACACUGUUCACAUGCAAUUACAAGUGACAUCAGUGUCCUGGAAACAAUGAAAGCAGCUGAAUUCUUUCAGUGUGAUGGCAUCAUCCUGACUGGAGGUGCUACAGGCCUGCCACCCAGUGUCACUGAACUGCAAGAUGGAAAAGCGGAAGCAACAGUGCCCAUAUUGCUUGGAUCAGGAAUUACAGAGAGCAACAUUGAAGACUUUUUUGCAGCAGAUGCAGUGAUUGUGGGAUCAUCAUUUAAGCAUGGAAAUGCCUGGAGUGGCACACUGAAUGGCCUACAGGUACAGGCAUUCAUGGAAAAGAUACACAUGUUACGUCAAACAUUAUAGGCGUCUCAACUCUGCAGAAUUUAAUUAAACACAGAAUAAAUGAAGACAGCUUUGUACUGGGAUGUGGCAUAAAUAAAAGUUUUAAUUUCUUUCUUC
This is a messenger RNA of Dermacentor andersoni, 1490 nucleotides long. RefSeq lists its product as uncharacterized. The record is from RefSeq and is a predicted model, not a curated record. NCBI's taxonomy places the organism in Eukaryota, Metazoa, Arthropoda, Arachnida, Ixodida, Ixodidae.